UGACUGGGAAGUGUAUAAAAAGCAGAGCCGAGAAGUUGUCAGCUCAUACCUACAGACUUGGCCUUUAAGGGUCACCAAGCGCUGCGGGAGGAGCUGAAAGGCAACCAUCAGUCACCACUGCCGGCGGUGCCAGGGGCUGGAGAACCGGGAGAAACUGGAAACUCCUCAGACGAACAAAGUGUUUUACCAUGAAGUCGGCAUGCCUGCUCAUCGUGGCUUCUCUCGCGCUCUGCUACCUGACGGUGUCGCACGGACAGGGCAUCUCUGCUGAGGAUGAGGCGGACCGAGGGACCACCAUAGACGACAUCAUCCUACAGAGAGCAGAAAGCCUCCUGUUGCGAUCCAUUCUCAAAAAGCUGCAGGAUGGAAACGGUCCAAGCGAAGGGCUUUUCUCUCAGCCUGAAUGGGUGACAAAACGACAGCAUCCCGGCAAGAGGUUCAGCGAGAAGCGGCAGCAUCCAGGCAGGAGAGAGGAGGAGGAAGAGGAGGACGAGCAGUUCCUGGAGGUGCAGAGGAGGCAGCACCCGGGCAAGCGCGAAGACGAGGUGCGCGCCUUCGUCGCGGGGCUCCAGAAAAGACAGCACCCGGGAAAGCGCGCCGCGGCGGGAGGACAGCUUUCUGACAGCCCCCUCAGUCUGCUCAGUGAACUGUCCAAACGGCAGCACCCAGGCAAGCGGUACCUGGUGAUGCACAGCAAGCGCCAGCAUCCAGGUAAGCGUUACCUCGAGGACGGGGACAGUGACUGGAACGCGGACGCAGAUGAAGACUUCGCUGAGUUGGAGAAGCGCCAGCACCCCGGGAAACGAUUAUGGGAUAACGGCAGCCCGGAAUUAAGCACCGGCAGCCCGUGUGAUGUUUUGGACCCUGACAGCUGCAGUAAGACCAGCCUGCUGCUCGACUUUCUGGACAACAUCAAGAGUCACGCCGAGGAGAAGAGGCAGCACCCGGGGAAAAGGUUUGCGCCUGAGGAAGAUUUAGAAGGAGAGUGAACAAAAAGUCUGCUCUAAUUUACCGAAGAAGAAAAAUGUAUAUGAAUGAAUAAAAUAAGAGAAUUUUAUCUGAGUUAUAGUAGCCUAUAUUUAUCUGAUAUUUCCUUUGGAGCGCUUGUGCGUAAUUGUUUCUCCAAACCGGGAACUUUGCUGUACAUACGGUUUACCAAGAGUCGGUAUCACAUGUUUAUUCAUAUGUCUUUCUUUCUUUGACUAUUUUACGACUUAUUAUGUUCAUUAGAAUAUUUGUGUUUACACCAAAUCGUAGGAUUAUUACAAUAUUGGCUUCAGCGACGUUGCCUCUGUGAGGCAACUCACUUGUGAUGGAGAGGAGGUGCUGGUCACGCUUGAAGCAAAAAAAAAAAAUCUUAUAUUGGUUGAUUUGUGUUUUUAUUUUCUACUGCUUACAUCAAAUAUAAAGAAGUCUACAGCAAA
Molecule: messenger RNA, 1424 nt
Organism: Austrofundulus limnaeus
Lineage: Eukaryota; Metazoa; Chordata; Actinopteri; Cyprinodontiformes; Rivulidae
Gene: trh
Product: thyrotropin-releasing hormone
Exons: 3
Coding region: 189-989 (266 amino acids)
Biological process (GO): positive regulation of gamma-aminobutyric acid secretion; hormone-mediated signaling pathway; eating behavior
Cellular component (GO): extracellular region; secretory granule
Molecular function (GO): thyrotropin-releasing hormone activity
Source: RefSeq, a predicted model, not a curated record